GUUGUCAACAAAGCUUUCACUGGAGAGGGUUAGUCAUUUUGACAGGGUUAGCAUGGUAGACAGGUGUCGGACCUUGGUCAUACUGUCAUGAAAGACAAAUUAAAGUCUGUGCUUACAUGACGAUACCUUAUAAAAUAAUAUCUCGUUCGCUGGUUAUUGGUAAGAUAAUUCUCUGGGAAUUGAAAGAAAAGUAAUGGAAAUCACAAGUAAGCAUGGAAGAUAAAAAGAAGAAAUGUCGUAAGAAGACAACAGCAGUCGUAGAGUAUAGCUAUGAUGUACAGGACGACCUGCUUGGCAGGGUAAAUAUCCAAGAUGUCGCAAAGUCGUCAGGCACAAAGCUGAGUGUCAGCAGGUCACGUGAGGCAGGUUUCACGACUUUUGUGAUCCGAGGCACUCGAUGUCAAAUCCGUGAAGCUCUUCGACAGAUUACUGUUCAGACAGGCCAAUGGGUGAAUAUACUCGAAGAAACACACAGAUACUGGGUUAGCUGGGUUGAGCAAGCAUUUCCCGACUUUGAAAAUAAAACUUAUUUCAUUCCUCCUGUCUACAUCAGGCGUGUGCCAACAAUCAAGAAAAUUGUCUCAGGUGUGAGUGUUGUCGUACUGCCUCAGACUGACACACCUGGUUUACAGAAGAGUGACAUUAUCGACGAUGAUGCUUUACAGCGUGUGCUCUACAGUCUCAGGAAAUUCUCGAAGGUGCACAAUGAAGUGUUUGUAUGUCUCAGUCAGUUUGCCUUUGGCUCAUAUCUUGGUGAACCGUCCUUUGCACCCGCAGUUGCUCAUCUUCCGUUACCUAGCAACCUGCCCAAAGCAUUACCAUGGAGCUGGAGACGAGGUGACUUUGAUGUCCUGAUCAUUCACAAAAACUACGGCUUCGUCAUAAUCGAGGUAAAGGCUGUUAAAUACAAGAAACAAUCACUCGAAGAUGGAAGAGAUCCUCAUGCGAACUCGUCAUUAGCAGGUGAAAGAGAUGAGAACACGGACACGCCAUCAGAAGAUGUAAGAGAGCAAGUAAUACAAAAGCUGAAAGCAGCAGCAGAGCAGUUAAAUAAAGGAGAAGCCAUGUUGUCUCACCUGGUACAAGACAUCGCUCCUCAAGUGAACAUCACAAAGAUUAUCGCUUGUCCAAACCUCACGACUCAUGAAAUACAAAGUGUUUUUUCUCACAGCAACAGUUUAGAGCAGGAGCUGUGCCAAUGUUUUCAUGUGAGCAAUCCCAUCGGCAUCGCUUCAAGUAUUCUGUGUUCUGAUCAUCUUUGCUCUCCUAAAUCGUUCCUACGGCUCGGAGAUAGAGCACUUGACCCGUUAAGGCAAUGGUGGCAGGAACACGUGGCUCAGCCAGGUCAUGACGAGACUUCAUGCAACCCUCCUGACUGGUACCAAAACCUUAUAGCCAGGUUCUGUGGCCCAGCCUCUACAGUGACCGUGCCGAGCAUAAACGAACCUCGUGUGUCCAUCAAGACGCUGGACAAGGCGGUGGCGUACGUGGGAGACUGUUACGCUGCUCACAUUAUGUUGUUCCCCGAGCAACUUGAGCUGCUGAUCCGAGCGCCACCUAGGGUUUUCCUCUGCGGUCCUCCUGGUACGGGGAAGACAAUACUGCUUUUUCUUAUGGCCUUAGAGUGGUUACGACAGGGCAACCUGGUCUUUGUACUGAGUACGUGGGACCGCAGUAUUGCGGCGUCGCUGAUGUUAGUCCACUUGCUGCAAGAGAAACUUAAAGAGCAGCUACAGGACGUGGACACACCUGGACGUGUUCAAUACCUGUAUAGCAACUUCAGACAGAAGAACGAGGUGGAGACAGCCUUGGAUGUGCUUAAACAGGAGGCAAGAAAGGGGCCACUGUUCAUCGUCGCUGAUGAAGUGGGGCCUGAUUAUUUCUCUCAGUACUACGUCUUUCCAGAGUUCUGUUCCAAACUGUUGGAACAUUUUACUAAAAAAGUCGACGGUCUUCAUCUAUGGGCUGCAAGUUGUCACCGUAUCAUGGUGCCAGAGGAGCCAGAAAACUGGCAAUCAUCUGGUUGGGAAAGAAAAUAUUUAACGAGAUCCCUUCGAUCACCACCAUAUGUUACUGAAGAAAUCAGUCAGGCCGUGGAGAUAAAAAAGGACGAAACUGUUUGGGAUUACACUGAACGGGAUUCGCCCGAUCAGACAGAAGGUCCACCGGUACACUGGAUACAUCAUGAUAGUCAGCAGCAUCGGAUCACAAGAGCUGAAGACUGUGAGGUCUGUGGAAAAGCUGUAGCCCGGUUCCUGCUGAAGGAUCUUCAUUUAAGGGAUACAUCUACACCACCAAAAACAGAGUCUGCCGCCCCGACUCCUGCAAGCCUGCAGUACAGGGACGUGUUGCUGUUGUCGUGGAAUGAACUUCGUGAAAAUGCCGCCAUACUGAGGGCGAUGACAGCGGCUGACAUCCCAGUGAAGGUGAUGAGGGACUCAGACAUCGGUGACGUGGCAACUGCCCGCAGUGACGUCGUGUGGGCCGCCAGACAGCUGCUGGUGCGUGGUUUGGAGAGGAAGGUUGUCGUUUGUAUCCACAACUACGACGACAGCAAGGGACAGUACGUCUCUACAAGACUGAGCGCCAUGUCCAGGUGUACGUCACAGCUGGUGGUCGUGUGCCUUCCACCUGAAAAUGAUUCAGACGAAAAUUUGACUAAAAAAGGAUGCUAAGCACCCAUCAUUGUCUUUCACAAACAGGCCUUGUGUAACGACUACUUUUACUUCAUACUACUGACUACUACACACCUGCCUUGUCUAAACUUUUCUAAGGUUAAAGUCAACAUUGUGGCUGUAUUAUUUACUUGUGACACUGUCUCAACGUGAGUCUCAACUACUUCGCGCCUGUGUGUGUUUUGAAAAAUCCUUAUAUGUGGUCAAUCAAAUUUCUUUUUAUAAAGUAGCGGUAAAUCAAAGUAUGUGAUUUACAACAGUAUAAACAGGGUAUUAUAAAAUACAAAAUGUAAUUCAGAAUCAAAGAUGUAAUACGAAACCAAAGUAAAUUUGAAACCAUAUUGAUGAUAAAAUAAUAAAUUAAUAAAGGAGUGAAAGAGUAAAUGAAAGAUUUAUAAAAAAGAAAUAAAUAGUGUGUGUGUGUGUGGUUUUUUUUUUUCUAGCGCGCUUUCGUGUACCAUUUGGUAUUUGUGACCUACUGCCGUCAUAAUAUAUCCUUCAUGGGUAAUAUAUAAAUGUCAGCUACAACGAAAACAUCCUUUGUCUCCAAUAUUUCGAACUUUAAGAUUUGUAAACAAAAUGAAUAUACAUGCUAUAUAAAGAAAGAGACGAUGUUUUUAGCAUUUAAAAAUGUUUUCACUUCUGUGUAAACAAAAAAAAAACAAUUCAAGCAUUUCGUUCAGCCUGCAGUGAGUUGGAGCUUCUUUUCUUUGUGGGAAACAUCCAUUGGGGCUUAAUACACAACAGCCCGAGAUUUUGACGAAUUAUAAAUCUUAGCUGGUUUUUGUUUGCAAAUAAACCUUAUGAAAUAA
Pomacea canaliculata is the source of this 3487-nucleotide messenger RNA. RefSeq lists its product as uncharacterized. The record is from RefSeq and is a predicted model, not a curated record. Lineage: Eukaryota; Metazoa; Mollusca; Gastropoda; Architaenioglossa; Ampullariidae. The coding region runs from base 213 to 2675 and encodes 820 amino acids. The transcript is spliced from 9 exons.